Messenger RNA from Tribolium madens (black flour beetle), 1802 nucleotides. RefSeq lists its product as uncharacterized. The record is from RefSeq and is a predicted model, not a curated record. NCBI's taxonomy places the organism in Eukaryota, Metazoa, Arthropoda, Insecta, Coleoptera, Tenebrionidae. The transcript is spliced from 4 exons. The coding region runs from base 726 to 1766 and encodes 346 amino acids.
AAAAUUAACCAUAACUCUCAGGUGUGAUAGAUAGAAUUUUGAAAAUUUAAUGGUGCACUUCAACGCCUUAAUAAAGGUCUCAUUAAAUAAGUCAUUAAAACUCAGCCUCUGUAAAAAAUUGAAAAAAAAAGAAAACAUGUAAUUGUAGUGAACUUUUGAUAAUUCUGUUGAAAAAUGUGAAAAAAUCUAAUAAAAAUGAAUAAAACUUUUUUUAAUAAUAAUAAGGAAUAGGUAAUGCAUUAAUUUUUUAUAACUUUAUCUUUAAGUUCCCACCAACAAAUUUUAUAAAACUAAUCUAAUACCUACUAUAAGUAAUUUAAAUAUGUACUGGUUGACAAAAUAAAAAAAAACAAAUAAAAUUUAUGUUUCAGCUUGUAAAAGCCGUUAUGGUUAUGCUGUUAGAUUCUAGUAUAGGUUUACCUAAUUUUCUUUUAUUUUUACUAAAAAUCUACAUAAAGAACUUUAAGUAUAUGUUUCUUAAGACUUUAAAAUUCGUUUCAGUACUUUUUCAAAAUAAAAUACCCGUUUCUUAAUUUUUUCUAAUAAUGAAUUCUAUCUUGUUAGUAUUUUAAAGUGGCAGCAAAUAUUACAAAAAAUAAAAGUUAAAAACUGCAAAAUAAAUCAAUUAGCGGCGAAAUUCAAGAAAAAGUUGCAGGAAAAUUUUCAGCAGCAGGAAUCUUUACGACAACCAUCAUCCCUUUGUUUUGGUUUUGAGGUUAUGUAAAAUGUCAAAAGCUGAGCUUUUGCAAGAAUACAAAAACGAUGUAAAUAAUUUACGAAAAUGUGCCAAAGAAUUAAAUAUUAGUGAGAAGGAGAUAACGAAAAUAUUUAAAGAAUGUUUUAAACAAUUAGACCAAGAAAAUGCAAGCUCAAAUGAAAAUGAGAGUAACGCUCAAAAGUAUUUUUCUACAAUCCUCAAAAUAUUUUUAAUAUUUACAUUGAUAUCGAUUUGUGUUUACGUUUUAUUAAAUGUACAUCAACCAACUUCCAGUAUUGUGCUUCGAAAUGUUCAGGGGUUGAUUUAUCCUGGAUUAAAAGUGUUGAGGUUUUUAUCAGUUCCAGUAAUCAAGAGGUUUCCUGCACUCACAGGAUUAUACGAUGAGAGCUGUUUGGUUGAAAAUCCGUAUUUUUAUGUGUCAGAUAUGGAGUGUUGGCCAUGUGAAAAUGUGCACUCAGUUAUUGACUUGACUGGAUUUGAUAAUUACAGUUUAUACCAGUCUGGGACGCCUUACAUAGUCAAAACACAACAAAAAGAAGUUUUAUUUGAAAAACUAAAGGAGUUGUACAUGAGUAAUAAAAAUGUAUUUCAUGAUGAGGCUGACAAAAUUAAGUCAACUAAUUCUUCCAUCAGUAAUAUACAGGAAUUGUUCAGUAUUAGUGUUGAGUCUUCCACUCAUAUUUCUUGGAGAAUUAAUAAAAUGGCUCCUGGGAGGUUAAUAAGAACUUUAUUUCCCAGGCCUUACAUAAUUUCUGAAUGGUCAGGGCAAAGUAUAGAACGUUAUGUCAUGAUUGAUGGACCAAAAGCGGACCCUUAUGUAUUACCUAAUCCUGAAUGUAGUUAUGUAAUUAUUACACAAGGGGCAGGUGAACGCACCAUCAUCCUUAAACCCUCUAGAGAAUGUGGAGACGUCUGCAGAACAGUUUCUGUAAUACUCAAACCUUCUUAUGUUUUAUGGUAUAAUUGGUGGUACUGGCGCCCCAUCAGUCUUCCCACAAGAAAAGAUCUAUCAGAAGUGUCAGUAAGUUACGUAAGUUCAUAUUGUUAACCAACAGACUGAAUAAUAAAUAAUUUUUAACAAACG